Messenger RNA from Dendroctonus ponderosae (mountain pine beetle), 1978 nucleotides. RefSeq names its product signal recognition particle subunit SRP68 (gene Srp68). Gene Ontology annotation, cellular component: signal recognition particle, endoplasmic reticulum targeting. The transcript is spliced from 8 exons. Gene Ontology annotation, biological process: SRP-dependent cotranslational protein targeting to membrane. The coding region runs from base 116 to 1816 and encodes 566 amino acids. Lineage: Eukaryota; Metazoa; Arthropoda; Insecta; Coleoptera; Curculionidae. The record is from RefSeq and is a predicted model, not a curated record. Gene Ontology annotation, molecular function: signal recognition particle binding; 7S RNA binding; endoplasmic reticulum signal sequence receptor activity.
CCAAUAUGUGGCAUAUGUCAUUGUGACUUUAACCAAGCGAAGACGUCAAAAAGAACCAAUUCAAUAUUUUGGAAAAUAAUUCAGAAGUAAUUCUUAAAUAUUUCUAAUUUAUAAGAUGGUGAUAUCUGAAAUUCCCAUAGUAGAGUCUCCUCCAAGUGAGGUAGAUCCAAUUGAAAAGAAAAAUGUCGAGGUCCUACAGCCCUUUACUUUAGAAAUCUUGAAAUUAAUCAAAUAUGUGCAACAGCAGCACGGAUUGAGACAUGGUGAUUACCAGAGGUACCGAGGAUACUGCUCUAGGCGAAUUAGUAGGCUUCGAAAGGUAUUGAGGCUUCCACAAGGUGAUCGAAGACACUUCAAGAAACGAGAUGUUACAGAAAAUCACAUUAUUAACCCUAGGUCUGAUGAGAGAUUUCUUCAUAUACCGCUCAUCUUAUCAGAAAGGUGUUGGGCCUAUGCGAUGCAGUUGAAACAAGAAUCAAAUACUGAACCUCGAAAAAAAUUCCACCUAAUUCAGAAGUUGAGAAAAGCCUGCAUUUACGCCUUACAGUUAGAUGAAUUGUGUAAGAUGCAACGAUGUGAUGCGCGCACUCAACUUGAGGCUCAGGCUUAUGUGGCUUGGAUUCAUGGUUCUUUGCAAUUUGAACUUGAAUUAUGGGUCAAAGCUGCAGAAAACUUGAAAAAAGCUCAGGUAAUAUAUGAAAAACUCGCUACAACACUUUCCGAAGAGGAUCAGUUGCCCUACAAGCAAAGGGUGGAAGAAAUCGCCCCAAGUUUGCGUUAUUGUGCUUACAAUAUUGGCGAUGAAAAAGCCGUAAACCUGCUGGAGUUACGAAGCCAAGGAGUUCUUGAAACAUUUGAUGCUCUAAUAUCUCAAACUAAGGAAAAAACUGCUGCAAUACUACACGAAGUGACUUGGUUUGGGACGAAAAUUCCGAUUAAAAUUGAAAGAGUUCGCCUUUUCUUAUUGAGCAUUGAAGGUCUUGAUGACUCUUUGAAAAACGCUGAGGAUAAUCAAGCAAAAAUAAAAAUUCUGGAAAAUGUAUUUAUCGAUUUACGUGAUGUUAUUUCUUUAACAAGAGAAAGUGCUCGUACAGAUAAACAGGAUCAGCUCCUCUUGACCUACUUGCUAUCCAUUCGAAUCGAAAGAACAUCGCAAAGGAAUCUAUUGCUUGUUGAACAAACCAAAAAACCUCAAGACUGUGUAAGGUUGCUGGACAUCAAUAUUCAACAGACUAACGAACUGUCUCAAAAUGAGUCGAUUAAAAACAACGACUCCGCUCAAGAGUACUUUACAAGUCAGUUGGCUGCAUAUAAAGCUCUGCGUUCAUACUAUUUAGCAAGAACUCACGCAGGAGCGAAGAGAUGGAGAGAAGCGGUGGUCUUACUUGAUGUCGCAUUAAAAGCUAGCGCCAAUUUAAAACCGUCUGAAUACAUUCCGGAGUUGUCCAGCCUUGUUGCAUUAGUGAAAGAGACCACUGAAACUGAAAUCGCCAAUACCAAAGCCAAUUUCGUUUUGGAUAGUCAAGAUGAACAUACUGUAACAGUACCGACAAAAUUAUAUAAAUCUAAGAAGCCUCUAAUUGAGAGGCUCGAUGAGUUUAGGGAAGAGCCGCAGCUCUUAUCUAAAAAUCCGAAUUUGGUUUCAUUGCCACCCAGUAUGGAACCAGUACCCGCCAAACCUUUGUUCUUUGAUUUGGCUAAUAAUCUAGUGGCAUUCCCUGAUCUUACUGAAAAAUUGGAAGGACAAACCAAAGGGAAACAAGGCGCAGGAAUAUCCGGAUUUGUUAAAGGCUUAUGGGGUUGGGGUAAAAAGUAAGGCCAGGAAUACUGUAUGUAACUGCAUUCAAAAUUAUUCUGAGGUUUUUUAGUAUUGUUUCAUUUCAGUCAAUUUUAUUUGGUAGAUAUUAUUACUGUGCAACGAUUCGUUUUUUAAAUAGAUAUGAAUAAAAGAUAAAAUAAAUUACAUUGAAUGGCAUAA